GCGGCCGGGCCGGGCCGCGAUGGCGACCAGGAAGGCGGGCUCGCGGCUGGAGACGGAGAUCGAGCGCUGCCGCUCCGAGUGCCAGUGGGAGCGGAUCCCCGAGCUCGUCAAGCAGCUGUCGGCCAAGCUCAUCGCCAACGAUGACAUGGCGGAGCUCCUGCUCGGGGAGUCGAAGCUGGAGCAGUCGCUGAAGGAGCAGCCCCUGCGGCCGGGCGCCAGCCCCCGAGGCCCCCGGCCCCAGCUGACCGAGGUCCGCAAGCACCUGACCGCCGCCCUGGACCGCGGGAACCUCAAGUCAGAGUUCCUACAAGAAUCCAAUCUGAUCAUGGCCAAGUUGAAUUAUGUGGAAGGAGAUUAUAAGGAGGCUCUCAACAUCUAUGCCCGGGUGGGCCUCGAUGACCUGCCGCUGACAGCCGUCCCUCCUUACAGGCUGCGCAUGAUUGCGGAAGCCUACGCCACCAAAGGACUUUGUUUAGAGAAGUUGCCUGUUUCCUCUUCUACCAGUAACCUCCACGUGGACCGGGAACAGGAUGUCAUCACCUGUUAUGAGAAAGCAGGGGACAUUGCUCUCCUCUACCUCCAAGAGAUAGAAAGGGUAAUACUUACCAAUAUUCAAAACAGAAGCCCUAAGCCUGGCCCUGCUCCCCACGAUCAAGAACUAGGUUUUUUCCUAGAAACAGGACUUCAGAGAGCUCAUGUCCUCUAUUUCAAAAAUGGGAACUUGACAAGAGGCGUCGGGAGAUUUAGAGAGAUCCUCAGAGCAGUAGAAACGAGAACAACUCAAAACCUGCGAAUGACAAUAGCCAGGCAAUUGGCGGAGAUCUUGUUGCGGGGUAUGUGUGAACAGAGCUACUGGAACCCUCUGGAGGAUCCACCCUGCCAGUCACCUCUGGAUGAUCCUCUCCGGAAAGGAGCAAACACAAAAACCUACACCCUCACUCGGAAAGCUCGAAUCUACUCAGGAGAGAACAUUUUUUGUCCUCAAGAAAAUACUGAAGAAGCCCUGUUGUUACUGCUGAUUAGUGAAUCAAUGGCCAACCGGGACGCUGUGCUGAGCAGAAUACCUGAGCACAAGAGUGACCGCCUCAUCAGUUUGCAGAGUGCGUCCGUGGUCUAUGAUUUACUGACCAUUGCCCUUGGAAGAAGAGGCCAGUAUGAGAUGCUGUCGGAGUGCUUGGAAAGAGCCAUGAAGUUUGCCUUUGAGGAGUUCCAGCUCUGGUACCAGUUUGCUCUGUCUCUCAUGGCAGCGGGAAAAUCUGCUCGUGCCGUGAAGGUACUGAAAGAGUGUAUCCGUCUGAAGCCCGACGAUGCCACCAUCCCACUCCUCGCCGCCAAGCUGUGCAUGGGCUCCCUUCACUGGCUGGAAGAGGCCGAGAAGUUUGCCAAAACCGUCGUCGAUGCAGGAGAGAAAACGUCAGAGUUCAAGGCCAAAGGCUACCUAGCUCUGGGGCUCACGUACAGCCUGCAGGCCACCGACGCUUCUUUGCGAGGGAUGCAGGAGGUCCUACAGAGAAAGGCGCUUCUUGCAUUUCAGAGGGCCCACAGCCUGUCACCUACAGAUCACCAAGCAGCUUUCUACCUGGCUCUGCAGCUUGCCAUCUCCAGACAGAUCCCAGAGGCUCUGGGGUACGUCCGCCAAGCUCUUCAACUUCAAGGUGAUGAUGCCAACUCCCUGCAUCUCCUUGCCCUCUUACUGUCUGCACAAAAGCAUUACCACGAUGCUCUGAAUAUCAUUGACAUGGCCCUGAGUGAAUAUCCAGAGAAUUUUAUACUCCUGUUUUCCAAAGUAAAGUUGGAGUCGCUCUGCCGGGGCCCGGAUGAGGCACUCCUCACCUGUAAGCACAUGUUACAAAUAUGGAAAUCCUGCUACAACCUCACCAAUCCCAGUGAUUCUGGACGUGGGAGCAGCCUCUUAGAUAGAACCAUUGCUGACAGACGACAGCUUAACACAAUUACCUUGCCAGACUUCAGCGAUCCUGAGACAGUGUCAGCUUCCUCCUCCUCCUCCUCUUCUCUUUCAAGAACCGAAUCUCCUCUCCACCUGUUUAUGUCUCCUCAUCUUCGUUCUCAUCCCAAACUUGACACCUUUGUGUGGCCCCCUGCUGCUCAUUCAUUCAGAGACCCGGGCCCCCGCCAGGAACCCUCUCUGUGUAAACAUGGCAACUCUCCAGAAGUAUACUUUCAUGGUUUUCCCUCCCUUUUUUCAGUUAGCUCCGUCCACGCCACCUCAGUGGCAGCCUCAAGAGUGGAGCAGGCGCUGUCGGAAGUGGCCUCAUCUCUGCAGAGCAGCGCCCCCAAGCAGGGCCCGCUGCACCCCUGGAUGACACUGGCGCAGAUCUGGCUCCAUGCAGCCGAGGUCUACAUUGGCAUCGGGAAGCCCGCAGAAGCCACGGCCUGUACUCAGGAAGCUGCCAACCUCUUCCCGAUGUCCCACAACGUCCUGUACAUGCGUGGCCAGGUUGCUGAGCUCCGGGGAAACCUCGAUGAAGCCCGGCGGUGGUACGAAGAAGCCUUAUCCAUCAGCCCCACCCACGUGAAGAGCAUGCAGCGACUGGCCCUGAUCCUCCAUCAGCUGGGCCGCUACAGUCUAGCGGAGAAGAUCCUCCGGGAUGCGGUGCAGGUGAACUCGACGGCCCACGAGGUCUGGAACGGCCUGGGCGAGGUCCUCCAGGCGCAGGGCAACGACGCGGCGGCCACCGAGUGCUUCCUGACGGCCCUGGAGCUGGAAGCCAGCAGCCCCGCGGUGCCCUUCACCAUCAUCCCCCGGGUGCUCUGAGCAGGCACCUGCCAGCCUCACUGCCGCUCUGUCCCCCCCCCGCCCCCCGCCUGGGGCGCCCCCCCACCCCCCUGCACCGAGGCCGCGGACAGACGGGCGGACGGACGGACGGACGGACGUGCGAUUGACCGCAGUGAACUAACCCAACAAGCCCCGAUCAUCGCUCGCUCUCCUCGCGCAUUUCUGUCGUCGUUUCUGGCCAGCCCAGUGAUAGUCUUGGAACCUCCUGACAUUCAAAACGGAUUACGUGCCAUAUUUCGUUAGUCGACAUCUGCGUUGUAAAGUCAAAUGAUAAUGGACUUAAUCAGCAAAUGUAGAAGAAUAUAUUCAGAGUUAAAAUUCAGUGGCAGAGCAGAUUAUUUUUAUCAGAGCUGUAAAGAAAUCUCUCCUCCCUGUCACCACGCCUGCCCCACCCGCGGCCCGGAAAACCAAAUGUGAAUUUUCUGUUUCCCACCUCGGUCCUCGUCCAAAGCCAGGACACCAGCUGACAAUUUCUUGGUUCUGUUGUCAAUAAUUGUACCAUGUGAAUUCCUGUCCUCACUUAGAGCAAAGCCUGAGUUCGAGAAUGUUUCUAUUUCACCACUAUAUGCCUGUUACAAGAGAAGGAAAUAGGAGCUAUUUAAGUUUAACUUUUUUAUGUGAAUUCAGAGUUUAUUUAUCGAUGGAAAUAUGUACAAAGAUGCUUCAAAUGGAAUAUUUACCGACAUUCCUUAUACAUGACAGACACUUGGCUAAAUGGGAAGAUGAUGUUAAUAAUAAAAUGAUUUUUAAAUGGA
This is a messenger RNA of Nyctereutes procyonoides (raccoon dog), 3552 nucleotides long. RefSeq names its product tetratricopeptide repeat domain 7B (gene TTC7B). Gene Ontology annotation, biological process: protein localization to plasma membrane; phosphatidylinositol phosphate biosynthetic process. The record is from RefSeq and is a predicted model, not a curated record. Lineage: Eukaryota; Metazoa; Chordata; Mammalia; Carnivora; Canidae. The coding region runs from base 20 to 2776 and encodes 918 amino acids. Gene Ontology annotation, molecular function: protein binding. The transcript is spliced from 22 exons. Gene Ontology annotation, cellular component: plasma membrane.